UUGAGUGGGAGGGAUAAAUCAGUCACACAGCCAGACCCAAGCAACCUAGGUGUUGGACUGUGAGAGCUCACAGCAGCAGCAGCAGCAGCAGCAAGGGCAGCCUACAGAGGAGGGCUUGAGAACUGAGUGGUAUUCUUCAAGCCUUCUGUGUAAAAGCUAGGUUAGGGCUGGAAAGCAAACUCAGCUGUCACUCUGCUGCAUUCCAGGCAUUCCCAAGGACUUGUAAAACAGACGGAGAAAAGCCUUGGGAGGGAAGGCAUUUGAAGAUUAAUUUUUAACAAGAGAUUUCACCUUGAAACUGGGACCAUGUUUUCUGGAUUUCAGUACAGCCUCUUUCUGUUCCUGUGCCUCACCGCAUGUCAGGAGUCUCAGGCUUCCCAGAAUUGUCUCAACAAACAGCAACUGCUGACUGCCAUUCGCCAAAUGCAGCAGUUCUUGAAGGGGCAGGAAACGCGAUUCGCAGAGGGAGUGCGCAUGGUGAAAAACCGUCUGACGGCACUGCAGAACUCUGUGACCAAAGCCGCCCCAGACCUACCAACCGUGUCCUGUCCUUCACUGGAAGCCCCUAUGGAUGGCAGAAAAUUUGGUACCAAGUACUUGGUGGACCAUGAAGUCCAUUUCACCUGUGAACCUGGUUUUCAGCUCAUUGGUUCCAGCACUCGAGUGUGUCAAGCAAAUGGCAGCUGGACUGGAGAGGAACCUCAGUGCAAAGAUGUCAGCAAAUGCUCUAGUCACCCCUGCCAGAAUGGUGGAACAUGUAUGGAAGGAGUACACCAGUACAAAUGCAUUUGUCCUCCAGACUGGACUGGAGCCAACUGCCAGUACCAGACACAAACAGCACCACCUUCAUGGAGUGUUACAAAUGACCCUGCUUUCAGUCGUAAGCCACGCUGUGCCAAAAUUGACAGGACACAGCACUGUAGCUGUGAGGCAGGUUUCCACAUGAGUGGCACAGCAGACAAUAGCAUUUGUCAAGAUGUGAAUGAAUGUGAGGUCUACAAGCUGGAUGGAGCUCCACGCCUGUGUAUGCAUAACUGCAUCAACAUUCCUGGCUCUUACCGCUGCUCCUGCCCCAGUGGAUACAACAUACUUGGUGAUGGGAAAAGCUGUGAAGAUAUAGAUGAGUGUGCCCUGUCCCAGCACAACUGCUCAAAGGGCACAACAUGCAUUAAUACUGGAGGAGGCUUCCAGUGUGUUAGCUCUGAGUGUCCUAAGUCUAGUGGCAAUGUCAGCUAUGUGAAAACAUCACCAUUCCAGUGUGAACGCAAUCCCUGCCCAAUGGACAGUAGAUCGUGUCAUCAUGCCCCAAAGACCAUCUCUUUCCACUACCUGCCUCUGCCUUCCAACCUGAUCACUCCCACCCCACUUUUCCGUAUGGCAACUGCCUCAGCUCCAGGACGGCCUGGACCUGACAGCUUGCGCUUUGGGAUUGUGGGAGGCAACAGCCGAGGGCACUUUGUGAUGCAGCGCUCAGACAGGCAGACAGGAGAGCUCAUCCUUGUACAAAGCAUGAAAGGACCCCAGACAGUAGAAGUGGACGUUGACAUGUCAGAGUACCUGGAUCGCACCUUCCAGGCCAAGCAUGUUUCCAAAAUUACUGUUUUUGUGUCUCCCUACGAGUUCUAAAGAAAGCAGCUCAUGAAAGCAAGGAAAUCAACAGCUCAUGGACUGUUCCUCCUCAUCCAUCGCUUUCUUUUAGUACAGACUCUUUUAGAAACUUCCUCUGUUUUGAACUAGUGAGCCAGCCCUGUGAGAGCACCUGUAGCCACUGAAAGGUAAUCAUACUGCAACUACUCCAAGAAACAUGAGCUUAAAAACUAGUAUCAAGCAAUGAGAUCAAUCAAAUUACUCUGGCAGUUACAGGGGUAUUUUCUGCAAUCAUCUCAUAAACUUACUCUUUUAUAGGAAGUUUUGACUUUGGAUACUUUAAAUUUUUUACCAUCUUCCAUAGAUCUAUGCUUGUAGAAACACUAACCCUAAUCAGAGGAGUAUAGCAAUGAAAGCCAGAUUCUAUCCAAUACACUAGCCUCCCUGUAGCUAAAUAUUUUUCCCUUUGGAUUUGGGAUUUUUUUUUUUUUUUGCUCAGUCUCCUGACUGGUUUUACACCCACAUAUAUGAAAAACAGCAAAUGAAGUGUGAAUGAACUCAUGUGCUCACCAGCAACAAGCAGCUGCUCCAUCACAGAAGUCUGGCAUGCUCUGGAGCAACGGGCCACACACCCAGUGGAAUUAUCAGGAAACCAUAGCAAUUUAGCAUCCUCCCCACUAACCUCCAGGAAACACAGUGCUGAGAUCUAGAUUGGAAAACACGUGCUGGUGAGUAAUCUGUGGGCAAAUGAGUGUGCUGAAGCCUUGUUUGUCCUCAUCCAGCCCCUCACAGAGAUGUCUGUUGCUUUCAGACCAGUACAGUAAUGAAGAUGUAAAUUAAAUACAGCCCUGAAGAGUUGUUUAGAAAACCAGCAUGUUGAAUCAGUAUUGCCCACAAGCAGUACUGUUUUCAGGCAUGAGCCCCUGGGAUCCAAGUCCUGUGUCUCUGUAUGAAAGGACUCCAAGACCCAUCAGCUAGUACAAAGAGAAGGCACAUGUGACGUGUGUCUCUGCAUGGGGUGCAACCUUUCAGGAGCACAACAUGGAGAGACUGCAUGCACCCAGACAUACCAACAUCCAAAUACACCAUCAUGCAAAACACUGACUAUUCCUGCCUGCACAGUCACACAAAAUCAGCACAGUAACUACCAUAGGGUUACUUGCAUAGAGGCCCCCAACUGGCACUGUGCCCACAGCCUCAAAAAUCCUUAAGACAACUAUGCUCGCAAGAGCAGAUGGCACAACCUGAACCAGUGUUGCAUAGGUUUUUCCACAACACAGCUCAGUCCUUCUGGUGAUAAUACCACUGUUGUUCUGGGCCUGGGUUUGUUUCAGCUAAGCACAGCUGACCAAGUACUUGUUCAUCCU
Gavialis gangeticus (Gharial) is the source of this 2954-nucleotide messenger RNA. It is a transcript of the gene FBLN7, whose product is annotated as fibulin 7. Lineage: Eukaryota; Metazoa; Chordata; Crocodylia; Gavialidae. Bases 307 to 1626 code for a protein of 439 amino acids. The record is from RefSeq and is a predicted model, not a curated record. Gene Ontology annotation, molecular function: calcium ion binding. The transcript has 8 exons.